Molecule: messenger RNA, 2042 nt
Organism: Rana temporaria (common frog)
Lineage: Eukaryota; Metazoa; Chordata; Amphibia; Anura; Ranidae
Gene: HRH3
Product: histamine receptor H3
Exons: 3
Coding region: 344-1654 (436 amino acids)
Biological process (GO): adenylate cyclase-activating adrenergic receptor signaling pathway
Cellular component (GO): membrane
Molecular function (GO): histamine receptor activity
Source: RefSeq, a predicted model, not a curated record
UCCUACUAAAAGAGAGAUGGUUGGGAUCAGGUUUCUCUUCAUUACUGGAGUGGGGCAGAGAUUCAGGUGGUAGGAGAAGCAGAUGGGCUCAGACAGAUAAUGAGUAGCCUCUCAGACAGACACUACAAACAAGAGAUGGGCUUCUCUGCAUAAACCAAAGUACAAUUGGAAAGGAUCAUGAGAAGACAAAUGCCUUUGGAUAUUAAAUUAAGUCCACCUCAAGACAGCCAGGUUCAGUUUCGCUGUCCAUCUACGACGGGGAGCUAAGGAUGGCCAAUUUGUUGACUUUUAUCAACGGUUACUAUGCUCUCUACCUAGAGGUUUAUUAAGCUGUGGUGCUGAAAUGGCCAGCACCCAGCAAACUUGGCAUCUCAAUGACUCCUGGAAGGGCAAUGGUGGCGGAAACGGCUUUCCAGGCAACUUUGCCUUCUCCUGGACUGUAUUCUUGGCUGUUCUCAUGGGGAUCUUGAUAGUCGCUACAGUGCUGGGCAACGCUUUGGUUAUGUUGGCUUUUGUAGUAGACUCCAGCCUUAGGACUCAAAACAACUACUUCUUGCUCAAUCUGGCCAUCUCUGACUUUCUAGUAGGGGCUCUGUGCAUCCCCCUCUAUGUCCCUUACGUCCUCACUGGCAGAUGGAGCUUCGGCAGAGGCGUCUGCAAACUGUGGCUUGUACUGGACUACUUAUUGUGCACCUCCUCAGUUUUUAACAUCGUCCUGAUCAGCUAUGACAGGUUUAUCUCAGUGACCAGAGCGGUGAGCUACAGGGCUCAGCAAACUAACAGUAGACAUGCAGUGCUGAAGAUGUCCAUGGUUUGGAUACUGGCCUUCCUUCUAUAUGGACCUGCCAUUAUAACCUGGGAAUACAUUGCUGGCAAAUCCAUCAUCUUGGACGGAGAGUGCAUUGCUGAAUUCUUUUAUAACUGGUACUUUCUAAUCACAGCUUCCACCAUAGAAUUCUUCACUCCUUUCAUAAGUGUGACCUUCUUUAAUGUGUCUAUCUAUCUGAACAUCCGGAAGAGGACAAAGGCCAGACUGGACCUCUUGCAAGAGCCGUACAGCCAGACAGCCACCGAAAAUAUAAAGCCAACACCAGAACCGCCCAGGUCAAGUUCUUUGAAAUGUUGGAAAGUGACACAAAAAGCAAUUAAAAAAGGACGCUCUGAUGAUGAGGCCUACAAGUCAGCAGAGGCUGAAAUACUGGAAAGGGUUAAAGGAGUUAAAAGGUCUUCUUUAAAUGGGAGUACACUAUCUGUUUUAGGUAAAACAAGAAGUACUAGAAGAAGCUUUACAGAGUCGGGAUCCACCCCGUCAUUGGAGAAGCGCAUGAGGAUGGUCUCUCAAGGAAUUGCCCAGCGUUUCAGAUUGUCAAGAGACAAAAAAGUAGCAAAGUCUUUAGCCGUCAUUGUCUGUGUAUUUGGAAUAUGUUGGGCACCCUACACCUUGCUGAUGAUCAUUCGGGCAGCCUGUAGAGGCCACUGCAUUCCAGAAUAUUGGUAUGAGGCCUCCUUUUGGCUCUUAUGGGUUAAUUCAGCUGUCAACCCUGUUUUGUAUCCUCUCUGCCAUUAUAGCUUUAGGAGGGCAUUCAAGAAGAUUUUGUGCCCACAAAAGCUUAAAAUUAAACCACAUAAUAAAUUUCAUCUCUGUUGGAAAUGAAUGACCCCCCCAAAAGAAAAAAACAGAAAAGCUAUGCAUAAAGCAAUAGUGAAGAAAUCAAAAGGUAGAACAAAAAACAUUCAAUGAAUCCAGAAUGUGUUACAAAAAGGUUAGAUUGCAGGUUAUUACAGAUUUUGGAAGGCCACUGUUUGAGCAAAAUGUCCGGAAUCGUUAUUUCCGAGGAGAUCAAACAUUUAAAGAGGAGUUCUCUUACAACUUUGUGGAUCCUGGUCCCUCUCCUAGUAUUGUCUUGUUUUAUGGUUACUCCUAGUGGUGUCACCAUACUCUAGAUCUUGGCAUUAAUGGUCUUAACCACACCUAGAGAUCUCAUUUAUGUUCCAUCAAUGGAUGUAAUUCUAUAUCUUAAAUAAAACAUGCUUCAAAUAUG